Serpula lacrymans var. lacrymans S7.9 is the source of this 425-nucleotide messenger RNA. RefSeq lists its product as uncharacterized. The transcript has a single exon. The annotation marks the transcript as partial. NCBI's taxonomy places the organism in Eukaryota, Fungi, Basidiomycota, Agaricomycetes, Boletales, Serpulaceae. The record is from RefSeq and is a predicted model, not a curated record.
AUGUGGCCUCCCAUAUGCACGGUCAAAAUUCAUAAGGAUGUCUUCAAAUUGGUCAAGAGCAGGGUUCGGAGAGAAGAGAAGACCUGUGUCUUCCAGCCAGGAAUUGUGAUAGCGAUCAGUGGACCUUUGGAGGAAUGCAAUGGCACUGGCAGGUGGUUGACUUGGGACUGUUGAUCCUCCCGCCUGAAUAGCGACUGCAGAAGAUGUCAAAGGAGCUUUGCCAUCAAUGGUGCAUAUAUCUACACAUUGUUGUUUGGAUAUUGUAUGCUCAUUGACAGGGCUUCAAAGCUGUUUGGUUCCCUUGUCUGAUCUAGUUUGCCUAUGGGUGUCUGCAAUUUCCCCACUAUCAAGUUUUCUGUUGCGGUUAUUUGACAUUUCCAUAUACUCUUUUUUGCUAAUACUUUUCCAAUGUGUUGCUCCAGAUU